Colletotrichum spaethianum is the source of this 345-nucleotide messenger RNA. RefSeq lists its product as uncharacterized. The record is from RefSeq and is a predicted model, not a curated record. The transcript has a single exon. The coding region runs from base 1 to 345 and encodes 114 amino acids. Lineage: Eukaryota; Fungi; Ascomycota; Sordariomycetes; Glomerellales; Glomerellaceae.
AUGAAGAAGCAUAGCUUCUCCAUUCCCGAGGCCAUUCUCGUUCAGAAUUUCGAAUAUUUCCAAAUUGCCUUGAAGCUUAAACCUUCGGCGUUAGGGUGGAAGGAGCAGGUCGAAAGAGAGUUCAAGUUACAACGUGAAGAGGCUGGUGCUUUCGGACUAAUAAGCAGCUUCCUGAUGACGGGGAAAUUCCCACAGCACCCGGAUCGCAACGUACGAUCGGCUGCCGACCUCAUUGACGACUUGAUCACUGCAACCCGCCUGUCGGACUAUAUGGGUCUGCGCUGCCACGAGCGGCUUGUUCACGCUAUAUGCUUGUGCGUCCGACAAUUGCUGCUUGAAGAUUGA